UUGCAAUACACAGUAGCUCAGUGAAGCUCAGUAAAGCGUAGAAAAGCAUUUCAAUCCAAAACAAUGAGGUAUUGAACCAGGUGUGGUCAGAGCAAGUAUUUCAGUCUGAUACUUAGAGUUAAAAUUUUAAACACAAAGAAAGACAAAAGUAAGCCAGAUUAACUGUAUUCAAGAUUUGAUACCGGGGUAACAUAAAUUGCGAGCAAACGGUAACUUAAAACAAGCUAAUAUUUCCUUGUGGAGAAAAAAGAUUUUGCUCUUAUAACAAGUGUAAAACACAUGGAAAGAUAAGUGUUGUUUCGCAGUGUUUGUUAAAUUGAUCUGGAUGACUUCUGGGGAGAAAAGGCCGACCCUGAAAAUGCCCCUGCAGGUGAUCUGCAGGUUGUGCUUGAGCUUAAAUGGGCAUUAACAAUUUGGAAAGUAUUGAGGAUGAGGCUAAAAUGGCCGACUCUGGUAGAGGUGCGUCUCCCGGGAGAACAGUUUGGAGGGUAAAAUGGCAGACUCUCCUGUGUGUGUGUGUGUGUGUGUGUGUGUGUGUGCAGUGCUGGAGUGGGCAGGACCGGGACCUACAUUGUGCUGGACAGCAUGCUGCAGCAAAUCAAGGAGCAGGGCACGGUCAAUGUCCUGGGGUUCCUCAAACACAUCCGCACGCAGAGGAACUACCUGGUGCAGACCGAGGAGCAGUACGUCUUCAUCCACGAUGCCCUGGUGGAGGCCAUUCUGAGCAGGGAGACCGAGGUUUCCUCCUCGUGUAUCCAUGGCUACGUCAACGACCUUCUGACCCCAGGGCAGUCUGGUCGAACCCAUCUGGAGAGGCAAUUCAAGCUCAUCAGCCAGACCAGCCCCAAGCAGUGUGACUACACCACCGCCCUCAGCCCCUGCAACAGGGAGAAGAACCGCUGCUCCUCACUCCUACCCGUGGAGAGGUCCAGAGUGUGUCUAUCCACAGUGGUGGGAGAGACGACGGACUACAUCAACGCCUCCUAUGUCACGGGGUACCACCGGAGCCAUGAGUUCAUCCUCACCCAGACUCCACUUCCCAAUACCACCCUGGACUUCUGGAGGAUGGUGUGGGACCACAACGCCCAGGUCAUCGUUACGCUGCCCGACGCACAGGUCACGACAGAGGAGGAGAACACGGUCAGUGUUUUCUGGCCCCGUAAGGAGCAACCAAUCAGGUGCGAGAUGUUCACCGUCACCCUGACGGGUGAAACCGGCGUGUGUCUGUCCAACGAGGACAGGAUGGUGGUGCAGGACUUCAUCCUGGAAGCUAAUCAGGAUGACUAUGUGCUGGAGGUGAGGAGGUUCCAGUCUCCCCGCUGGCCCAAUCCAGACAGCCCCAUCAGCAGCAGCUUUGAGCUCAUCAGCAAGGUGCGGGACGCCAGCCUCUCCGGAGAGGGACCCGUGGUCGUCCAGGACCUGUACGGCGGCGUCUCCGCGGCAACGUUCUGCACUCUGUGGACGCUGUCACGGCAACUGGAGCAGGAGAACCGCACGGACGUGUUCCAGGUGGCCCGGCUGACCAACCUCGCGAGGCCCGGGGUCUUCAGCGACAUCGCGAGUCUCAGAAUCGAGCAGUACCAGUUCCUGUACACGGCCCUCCUGAGCCUGGUGAACAACCAGGAGGAUGAGAGGGCGCUGCAGUGCGCGGACAACAACGGGAGCGUUCCCUGCGGCAUCGGAGACACAGCCGAGAGUCUGGAGUCUCUGAAAGAAGUGGAUGAAGUGGUGCGAACAUGGAACACCCACAAGAUCAGACCCAGGCCAGGUCAAGAUGUGCAUGGAGGUCGUCCAGUCAUCAUGUACACAGUCCCACAGGUGUACGGUGCUGAGGACAAGCUCAAAACAGUGGACGAGUGCACACCCAAGAGUCCCUGA
Messenger RNA from Conger conger (European conger), 1878 nucleotides. RefSeq names its product receptor-type tyrosine-protein phosphatase gamma-like. The transcript has 11 exons. Gene Ontology annotation, molecular function: protein tyrosine phosphatase activity. The coding region runs from base 586 to 1878 and encodes 430 amino acids. Gene Ontology annotation, biological process: peptidyl-tyrosine dephosphorylation. The record is from RefSeq and is a predicted model, not a curated record. Lineage: Eukaryota; Metazoa; Chordata; Actinopteri; Anguilliformes; Congridae.